GGGUUAUUGCGUUUGCUGGAGCCGGGUGAUUCUCUCAAAAGUAUUUGUCACUAAUCGCUAUAAGGAGAGUGAGAGACUGACAGAGAGCCUUUCUUGGGCAACAAUUUUCUCUGAACUCGGCGCCAACACUGCGAUUUCUCAUAGAGGUUCCGAUGCCGUACGUCUGUGUGGAUUAGUGUUGGCGAGGCGAUAUAUAUAUCUAAUUUAUAUCGCCGGCGAUGGCUCUUCCUAUUGGGAAGCUGACCAUUCUGGUUGGUGCAGGUAUUUUAGGGUCGGUUCUUGCGAAAGAAGGGGGGAUUUCUGAUUUUGUCUCUGGUGCUUUUAAGUUUGCUUUCAAGCAAUUAAAAAAGCAAGAUGAUUCUAGCCCAUCUGUAAGCAAGCCUCGCAAUGACUCACUGAUGGCCCAGGUUAACAGCCUAAGGCAGGAGCUGCAAAUCUUGGCAUCAAAUAGAUCAAUUACUAUUGUAAAUUCAAGUCGAACUGCUAGCGGUGCUACCAAAUAUGGUGUUAUUAUUGUUGUAGUUGUGGUGGGUUAUGGCUAUGUUUGGUGGAAGGGUUGGAAACUUCCUGAUAUGAUGUUUGCCACAAGGCGCAGUUUAUCCGAUGCUUGUACCUCUGUGUCCAAACAGCUUGAGAGAGUUUACUCAUCUAUUUCGGCCACCAACCGGAGGCUAUCUUCUCAAAUUGAUGGUGUGGAACAUAGUUUGGAUGAGUCUCUUGAAAAUGCUAAUAAAACAAAGCAGGAGGUUUCUGAAUUGCUUGGGAGAACGGGUGCAAUUGGCAUCGAUGUUAGAUCUGUUCAUGAAACAGUCCAGAAUCUGAAAAAUAAAAUUGAUACUAUAGAAGAAAAGCAGGACUGGACAACUUUAGGAGUGAUGGAGCUAUGUUACUUUGCCCAGAGAUCUGAAAAUAGUAGAACCACAGAACAGAUUAAGGUAGAAUCGUCCAGUCCGAGGCCAGCUCUUGAUCUACCCCCAAAAUCACCCUCAAGGACUGGAUCUCUGCCUCCAAUUUCGAGACCAUUGCCUUUACCAGAUUCCAGUGGAUCUUACCAGGAGGUUAAUGGAAUUUCAGAAGUUAUUGGAGCAUUAACUGGUGGUGAUGGUUCUAAUGGGAUCGCCACUCCUGAAGUGACAAAAAGUGGGUCUUCAAGUUCUAGUCGGUUUGGGCUGGGUAGUGGCUUUACUGCUUCUUUUCUGACUAGAACUCGCAGCGCAACAAACGCAUGGCUACAGCAAACGCGUUCAGCUAAUCAAUGAUCUUGAGGAUAUUUUACAUUCAUCAUCUUUAAAAGAAAAUUUAGGUAUCUAUAUAAUGAAAUUAUUGAACUCUGCUAGGGGAAGAACGUUUUUUUGGAGAUUAGUCUGGAGACACUUCCCAACAUACAUAAAUAUAGGAUGGCGCCCAAAGCCAAAUUUCUAAGAGGAGUGGGUACCGAAUUUUGUAGAGCAUUUAUUUAUCCUUAUUAUCUUUAAUGAGGACCCAUUUUUUUUUUUUUUUUCUUUAUGUGUAUCUAAAAUAGGAACUUUUUGUUUUCUUCUGUCCAUAGGAAUAAUGACUAUUUUAAUGGGGGAAAGGGCAAAAGUGGAAAGGUCUUUAAACAAAGAUGUUCCAUCCUUUCUAAUCAUAUUUUGAUACUCUAUUUGCUGUA
Molecule: messenger RNA, 1651 nt
Organism: Ziziphus jujuba (common jujube)
Lineage: Eukaryota; Viridiplantae; Streptophyta; Magnoliopsida; Rosales; Rhamnaceae
Exons: 13
Coding region: 219-1259 (346 amino acids)
Source: RefSeq, a predicted model, not a curated record